AAGAGGCGGCGGGCGCGGGCGGCCGAGCGGAGCCGAGCGCAGCCGAGCCGGGCCGAUCCGGGCCGGGCCGGGCCCAGGAGCGCGCGGGCGAUGCGGGCGUCUGGGCGAGGGUUGGCCGGCCCCUGAACCCCGCGCUCCCUGGGCCAGCGAGGGAGCCCCGCGGCGGCGCGCUCCCGAGGCGGCCGGCCCGCCAUGGCCGGGGUCAGCUACGCGGCGCCCUGGUGGGUGAACCUACUGCACCGGCUGCCCCACUUCGAUCUGCGCUGGGAGACCACCAGUAGCCAGUUCCGGCCCGAGGAUACGGACUACCAGCAGGCGCUGCUGCUGCUGGGGGCCGCCGCGCUGGCCUGCCUCGCCCUGGACCUCCUCUUCCUUCUCUUCUACUCCUUCUGGCUCUGCUGCCGGCGGCGCAAGAGCGAGGAGCACCUGGACGCCGACUGCUGCUGCACCGCCUGGUGCGUCAUCAUCGCCACGCUGGUCUGCAGCGCCGGCAUCGCCGUGGGGUUCUAUGGCAACGGGGAGACCAGUGACGGCAUCCAUCGGGCUACCUAUUCGCUCCGCCACGCCAACCGCACAGUGGCGGGCGUCCAGGACCGCGUGUGGGACACCGCGGCCGCGCUGAACCGCACGGCAGAGCCCAGCCUGCAGAGCCUGGAGCGGCAGCUGGCCGCGCGCCCAGAGCCCCUGCGUGCAGUCCGGAGGCUACAGGGCCUUCUCGACACGCUACUGGGCUACACCGCUGCCAUCCCCUUCUGGAGGAACCCGGCUGUGUCCCUGGAGGCGCUGGCCGAGCAGGUGGAUCUCUACGACUGGUACAGGUGGCUGGGCUACUUGGGCCUGCUGCUGCUCGACGUGGCCAUCUGCCUGCUGGUGCUGGUCGGCCUCAUCCGCAGCUCCAAGGGCAUUCUGGUUGGGGUCUGCCUGCUGGGGGUCCUGGCCCUGGUCAUCAGCUGGGGCGCACUGGGCUUGGAGGUGGCCGUGUCCGUGGGCUCCAGUGACUUCUGUGUGGACCCCGACACCUACGUGACCAGGAUGGUGGAGGAGCACUCCGUGCUGAGUGGGGACAUCUUGCAGUACUACCUGGCCUGCUCGCCCCAUGCCUCCAACCCCUUCCAGCAGAAGCUGUCUGGCAGCCACAAGGCACUGGUGGAGAUGCAGGACGUUGUGGCCGAGCUGCUGAAGACUGUCCCCCGGGAGUACCCGGCCACCAAGGACCCCCUGCUCCGUGUCCAGGAGGUACUGAAUGGCACAGAAGUGAACCUGCAGCACCUCACUGCCCUGGUGGACUGUCGCAGCCUGCACCUGGACUACGUGCAGGCCCUGACAGGCUUCUGUUACGACGGCGUUGAGGGCCUCAUCUACCUGGCCCUCUUCUCCUUCGUCACAGCCCUCAUGUUCAGCUCCAUCGUCUGCAGCGUCCCACACACCUGGCAGCAGAAAAGAGGCCCCGAGGAGGACGGGGAGGAGGAGGCUGCCCCGGGGCCCAGGCAGGCACACGACAGCCUCUACCGUGUGCACAUGCCGAGCCUGUACAGCUGUGGCAGCAGCUACGGCAGCGAGACGAGCAUCCCCGCCGCAGCCCACACCGUCAGCAACGCCCCAGUCACUGAGUACAUGAGCCAGAAUGCCAACUUCCAGAACCCGCGCUGUGAGAACACACCCCUCAUCGGACGCGAGUCCCCACCGCCCUCAUACACCUCCAGCAUGAGAGCCAAAUACCUCGCCACCAGCCAGCCUCGCCCCGACUCCAGCGGCAGCGGCCACUAGACAGCCCCGGCUGGCCACCCGCCCGCGUGCCAAUUGCCCCACUCCUCCCUGUGCCAGCACUGCCGCUUUAACCCGCGACCACUCGCCGGACCCUCCGCACACACGCCAGGCCCGCUGUAGGCCCCUCUGUGGCCCCUCGCCCUUCCCCUCCCCUUCCCGCAGGGGCAUGGAGGUGAGGAGCUCCGGGCCCGCAUCCUCACCUCGGGCCACACGCCUGGACCCCUGCAAGCGAUGCCACCAGCGCUGGGCCCGCGCCCCCAUGCCUGCCCACCUGAGGAUUUGGGUUCACCCUGCCCUGGGCCCAUCUCAGUGCCGUGUCCCCACCCCUCGCUCUGCAGCUCGCUGACCCUGGGGACGCCUGCAUUCUCAGCUCGCACCCAGCCUGCCCCUUUCCUCCCACAGCUCUGUGCUCCCGUGCCCCCCAGGCUUCUGUCCACAGGCUGUGUAGCACCCCCGCUGUGCGCACCACCCGGAGGGACCUUGGUGCGUGCCUGCCCGCCAGGCUCCUGUGCAGAGAGCUCCCGGGGCGCCUCUGUGCCAUCUGUAGCUCUUCCCUUUUCUCUCCACUGACCACAGGCCCCUCCUGCCAGUUGCCAGAAGCCUCCCAGGGAGGCUCCGCUUCCUCUGCCCAGCACUGCUCUCUCCUGCAGCGCCCAGCCCCCCGCGGUGGCAGGAGGACAGCAGGGGCCGCGCUGAGCCCGGGCUGUGCACUCAGUGCUGGCCACCUUCUUGGUGCCAAACCCCCUCCCCCACCCCGAGACUUGGCAGCUCGUCUGGUUCAUUUUUGCACUAACCACGUUUGUCACCCUGGGGCAGGCAGGUCUGCGGGCUGGGCAGGCCCCCCUGCUCGGUUCUCUCCCCCUCCUCGGUUCCCUCUCUGUUCAGGACAGGCGCAGUGUCCCGUGCCGGGCCAUGGGGCUGGACCUGAGCUGGCUGUGAACGUGCCCUGGGCCCCUGCUGCCCCUCCUGGGACUAACCACUAACCUCACCCAGCCUCCGCGGGCACUCCUGGCCUACGCAGAGCCUGCACGUGUAACCCUGAGUCCAGGCCAGAGAUGAGGCCUAAGCCGGCCGGCUGGGAAUCAGGCUGGAGUAGCCGUUUCUUGUUGGGGUGCUGCUGGGGAAGGGCUGUAGACUGACAGGCAGCCCAGGAGCCUGGGGAGCCGUCCUGGGCAGGUGCUGCCCCAGGAUGACUGUGUCCUAGGGAACGAAUGUCCCUUGGGCUGUAGGACCGAGGUCCCUGCGGCCUCAGUCUCCCUACCUGUGAAGUGGGAACAAGGCUUCCCUAAGGUGCUUUGGCUUUAGUGUACAAUGUUUGCUGUGUUUCCUGCCAUGAAGGGCAGGCCACCCACAAAUCAGGUUGGGGUGUCCCCUGCCAGUCCCAGCCUUGGUCUAGCCAGCCUGAAACGGAGAGGCUCCGGCCUGUGUGUCAGAGUACCAUCGGCGGCCAUGUGUGAGGGCCCAGGCCAGGGUCCUGCAGUGGGAGGUGAGCAGCUGGCCAAGCAGCUUACAGACAUGUGGGCUCUUCCUUCCAGAGUUGGGGCAGUGCCUGUCCCGGGGCCAGGCUGCCUGCCCUUCCUCCACAAUCCUCUCCCUGUGCUGGUGUCUGGGACCAAAAGGGUGGGUGGGCUGGAGGCCAGGCCACAUCUGCCCCACUCCUGGGGCAAGCCCCUGCCCCGGGAAGGGAAGGGAAUGAGCAGGCAAACACUGGGGUGCCCUAGGAGGUCCUGGGGCCCUGAACCCUGCGUCUGAGCCCAUGGGCACGGCCAAACCUCACUGCAGGGCACUGUGUGCCCUGGGCCCCCAUGGCAGAGCUGCCCAGGUUCUCUGGGCUCCACCAGUGGCGAGAGGGCUCCAGGCCCAGGGUGGGAGGAGGCCCCGCAGCCCUGCCUGGUGCCGCUGCGCAGAAGCACAAACAGCUGCCCACAGCCCUGGGAGGCCACCCACAGCUCUGGGAGGCCGCCCGCAAUGUGAAUGUACAUAGCAUGAGGGGCGGGCACUGCCCGGACAGGCUGUGGACCGCGGCUGUCCCGCAAGUUCCCUCUGUGCAUCGUGUGCGUGUGCGCCUGCCCCAUCUGCGACGUCAGCAGGUCCCUUCUGCUCGCCGAGGCUGGUUCAGGAAAAGGAGAAUGGUCGCAAGGGGCUCGGACCCAGGCCUCAGUCUGUGGAGGGGAGCAGGUCUUGCCAUUGAUUUCCUUUUUGUUCGAAGUUUUCAGGGUCCCCUUCCUCACCGCCCUCCAUCCUGGUGACUUCUCCACAUCCCUUCCCACCCCUGCACCGCUGGGCCUCGCUUCCUGCAGGCCCUUGGCAAAGUGGGUGGCAAGUGGGAGGGAGGAGCCUCCCGGGGCCUUGAAGCGCCCCCUCCCCCCUCUGCAGGGUCCAGCUGGCUCCCAGGGCCCCGACAGGCUGGGCAAGUGGGAGGCAGGGUCCAGCCGGGACACCUGGCUGAUGGGGCUCCCCGUGCCAGCAUCCACUGCCCCUGGGUCCCCUGCUGUGUCACCCACCCCAUCUCACUAUGCAAUUCCAGCCCAAGUACCAUUCCCUCCCUACCUGGGAUCCCUGCCCAGCCCAGGAGGGGUGGGUAGCCUCCCUGGGCCUCAGCUGGGGGCAGGCAGGGACAUUUUAUUUGACCGUGAUGGUUGCGUGCUGUGCCACUUUGUUAUAUAUAACCUAUCAUUCGAUAUGAUUUUGUUAAGACUCCCACCCUCCCGGCCCCUGCACCCUCUCCCCAGUGAGAUUUAAUGCCCUGGGCGGUAAGGGGGAACUGAGGCCUGAACCAUUCGGCACCUUCCUCCAGGGCCUUCCUCCGACCUCCGUAGGGCCACGGCUUGUGUGCUGUCGCUGUGUUUUUAUUUUUAUUUUUGUUUUUUAACUGGGUUUGGGGUUUGAUUUUUAUUUCUUUGGGGGCUUUAUUUUUCUUGGCAAAUAACUAAAAAUCUCAUCAAUGUAAUUUCUGUGGUUUCUAUUCAGCUUGGGUUUCAUGUUUUAAAAUAAACAAAUUUUAAAAAACAA
Hyaena hyaena (striped hyena) is the source of this 4779-nucleotide messenger RNA. RefSeq names its product tweety family member 3 (gene TTYH3). The record is from RefSeq and is a predicted model, not a curated record. Gene Ontology annotation, cellular component: plasma membrane. The coding region runs from base 193 to 1767 and encodes 524 amino acids. The transcript is spliced from 14 exons. Gene Ontology annotation, molecular function: intracellularly calcium-gated chloride channel activity; volume-sensitive chloride channel activity. NCBI's taxonomy places the organism in Eukaryota, Metazoa, Chordata, Mammalia, Carnivora, Hyaenidae.